AAACACUUGACAAGAGAAAAGGAGCAUAUAGCAAAAAAUCACAUAGCAGAAAUAAAUCCCAGAGCCUUACCAAUCCCCCAAACAAUGUAUAACCAACGAGCAUUCAUGACAAUAAACAAAAGCGAACCAGCAUAUCAUAAAAAACACAUAUCACAAAUAAAUCCCAGAGUCUUACCAAACCCUCAAACAAGAUAUAAUCAACAUACAUUUACAACAAGAAACAAAAGCGAACUAGCAUACCAAAAAAUAAUGUAUAGCAAUAAG
This is a messenger RNA of Funneliformis geosporum, 264 nucleotides long. Lineage: Eukaryota; Fungi; Glomeromycota; Glomeromycetes; Glomerales; Glomeraceae. The record is from the annotation of a GenBank genome assembly.